UGUUCUGCUUCCACUUGCCCAUGGGUCCAUUCAGUGAAGAUGGCGAGCGGAGGUGUUUCUUUAGCUUCGCUGUGGACCGAAGUAAAUCGCUGCGGACAGAAUGUAGAUUACACACGAGCUUUGAAAGCUCUCACCAAGAUUUUACAUGAAAACAGAGAUGAUGUGACGGCUCUGCAAUGUAAAAUAGUUUGCCUUAUCCAGAAUGGGAGCUUCAAAGAGGCGCUGAAUGUCAUGAACACCCACUCCAAAGUACUCGGCAGUGAGGUUAUAUUUGAAAAGGCGUACUGUGAGUACCGGCUGAACAGAGUGGAAAGUUCCCUGAAGACCAUCGAAGCUGCUCCCGAACAGACAGACAAGCUGAAGGAACUUUACGGCCAAGUGUUGUACAGACUGGAGCGCUACGAAGAGUGCAAGUCUGUCUACACAGAUCUGAUCAGGAACUCUCAGGAUGAGUAUGAGGAGGAGAGGAAGACCAACCUUUCUGCUGUGGUGGCUGCUAUGAGUCAGUGGGAGAAGACGCAGAUGGAAGAUCUGGGUCUUCCUGAGUCAACAUAUGAGCUCUGUUAUAACACUGCCUGCGCUCUGAUUGGCCAAGGACGACUAACAGAAGCCUUCAAUAAAUUACAACAAGCAGAAGAGCUUUGCAGAGUCUCUCUGGCAGAUGAUUCUGAUGUGACUGAAGAGGACAUUGAGUCGGAGCUGGCGGUCAUCCGCUCUCAGAUGGCGUACAUAAUGCAGCUCCAGGGUCGGACAGACGAGGCUCUGCAGCUCUACAACCAGGUCAUCAAGCUCAAGCCGUCGGAUGUGGGGCUGCUGGCUGUGACGGCCAACAAUAUCAUCACAAUAAACAAGGACCAAAACGUGUUCGACUCGAAGAAAAAGGUGAAACUGACGAAUGCUGAAGGAGUUGAAUACAAGCUGGCGAAGAAGCAGCUGCAGGCCAUCGACUUCAACAAAGCCCUGCUGGCCAUGUACACCAACCAGGCCGACCAGUGCAAGAAACUGUUGUCCAGUCUGCAGUCUCAGAAUCCAGGUCACCCACUGCCGGUCCUCAUCCAGGUGGCCCAGCUGUGCCGGGAGAAGCAGCACAGCAGGGCCAUAGAGCUUCUGCAGCAAUUUUCUGAUCAAAAUCCAGAGUGUGCGUCCCGCAUCAAACUGACCAUGGCACAACUCUAUUUAGUUCAAGGUCAUGUAACAAAAGCUUGUGAUGUCCUGAGGUCCAUUGAAGAAUUCAAGCACAAAGCAGGGAUGAUUUCAGCUUUGGUGACGAUGUACUCCCAUGAAGAAGACAUUGAUGGCGCUAUUGAUGUUUUCAGACAAGCAAUAGAACAUUAUCAAUCCGAACAGCCCGGAUCUGCUGCACACUUGGCGCUUGUGCGAGAAGCUGCAAACUUCAAACUGAAGCACGGGCGGAAAAAAGAAGCCAUUAGUGAUUUGGAGCAGCUGUGGAAACAAAAUACAAAUGACGUCCACACGCUGGCACAGCUCAUCUCUGCUUAUUCUCUGGUGGACACGGAUAAAGCCAAAUCCCUCAGCAAGCAUCUACCAUCCGCAGACACCAUGUCUUUCAACGUGGACGUGGAUGAGCUGGAGAACUCCCAUGGUGCCACAUACAUCAGGAAAAAAGCUGCUAAAGUCACGGGAGAAAAUCUUCCCAAAGAGCCCGGUCAAAGUGAAAUCAAAAAGAAGAGGAAGAAAAAGAAAGGCAAACUGCCCAAGAACUACGACCCCAAAGCAACUCCUGACCCUGAGAGGUGGCUUCCCAUGAAGGAGCGCUCUUACUACAGAGGAAAGAAGAAGGGCAAGAAGAAGGAGCAAAUUGGAAAAGGCACACAAGGAGCGACAGCAGGAGCUUCAGCCGAGCUGGAUGCCAGUAAGACCGCUAGUAGCCCCCCCACUUCCCCGAGACCAGGGUCUGCGUCUGGCUCAUCUGCAGCUGCCGCUGCCCCCAGUGCAGUUCCUCCACGACAGCAGAAACCCUCAGCGUCUGGAGCCACCCGCAAAAAAGUACCACAGAAGAAGAAGAAAGGCGGCAAAGGUGGCUGGUAGAUUGUGAGGAAGAACACCUUCAACUAAAAUCAGGAGCUUUUUAUUUUAAAUUCAUUUGUUUUUUUGUUUGUUUUUUUUUUCUCCUGUUCAGGACAUUUAUUCAAGCAAAACCAAAAUGUACUCUUCACUCUUCUCCACCUUUUGAUUUGUUUUUUUUUAUGUGCAAAUGAAGUACAGAAGGAUACAGGAGGAAAUUUAAAGGACAGUUCCACUAAAAUAUGCUUUUUGUUGCUCUGUAAAAAGUGAUAUAAACAGUGCUUAUCAUUUUAUUUAGCUGUAACCUUUUAAAAUCUGACUCAAAUGAACAAAAACACUACAGAACUAACUUAACAGUAUAUUUGAAAAGUGAUGCUUGUGUAUUUUUCCAUCAGUAUAUUACAGUUAUGUGUUUUUCAGUUUAUGUAAAAGACAGCAACAAAUGUCUCAUGAAAUGUCUAAAUGGAUUAUAAAUGUCAUCUAAUAAAAUUCAAAUUACAUUUUUAAAAUCAUAUCAGUUAUUUAGACACUUAAUUGAAGCAAUUUUCUGUUCUUCAUUUUUAAAUACUUUUUUUUAAACUAUAGUUUUCAAACUAAACAAUGUGAAUGGUUUAAAAAAGCAGAUUAUUCAGAGGAACUUGAAGGUAGGAUUUUAGGGAGAUUGUCCUUUAAGUUGUUAGACUCCACGCUGUCUGCUCCAUUUUUCAUUUAAAUGUCCUCUUAUUUUCAGUGGGCUGUAGUGAAGGCGGGUUUCAGUUUUGAAUCUAUCUGUAUGAAUUCAGUUAAAUAUUUUCACUGUAAGAUGCAUGAUGACUGAAGAAUAAUUUGGCCAGACAAGUCAUAUUUUGUUAAGUCUUAAUAAAAUUCUGAACAGCUA
Molecule: messenger RNA, 2902 nt
Organism: Melanotaenia boesemani (Boeseman's rainbowfish)
Lineage: Eukaryota; Metazoa; Chordata; Actinopteri; Atheriniformes; Melanotaeniidae
Gene: srp72
Product: signal recognition particle 72
Exons: 19
Coding region: 40-2049 (669 amino acids)
Biological process (GO): SRP-dependent cotranslational protein targeting to membrane
Cellular component (GO): signal recognition particle, endoplasmic reticulum targeting
Molecular function (GO): ribosome binding; 7S RNA binding; protein binding
Source: RefSeq, a predicted model, not a curated record